UCACCCUCGAAGCAUCGUUACCCAUCGCUCCACAAAAGCUGCGGCCCUGGCACAGCAAUGGAAACGACUACUUCAAGGUCUCAGAGCGAGUGACGUCACCGCUAACUAGCUAGCCAUUUCACACCGGUUACAUUUAGUGGUAGGUAGAUUAAUAGAAGAUCUACUAGUGAAUCUACAAGAUUACAGUGGAGUCAUCACACCAUUAAAGGAUACAUUCAGCAAACCUCUACUCUCUGUCACCACUCAGACAUGAAAGUAAACCCAAAGAUGUAAACCAGCAGGGGCACAAGAAAGAGAGAGAUGGAUGGAGAACCUAUGCACCAUGGUUGUGGCUCUCUAACCUGUUCUUCAUCUCGGUUCCUCUCUCUCUCUCCCUCUCCAGCACCACAUGUCAAAAAGCGGUGGGGUUGGAGGUCACUGGAAGGAAUCCCCCAAGAAGAACGCCCUGAACGAGCUGCAGGACAAGCUGAUGGGGGUGCGUCUGAGAGAGGCCCAGGCCCAGGCUGAACUCAGGGAGGUCAAACUCAAAGCCAUACAGCUGGAGAGCCAGAACCAGAUUCAUGGCAAGCUGAUUGGGCGCCAUGAGGUGGAGAGCGCCGCCCUGCAGGAGAGGCUGCAGCAGCUGGCUGGCCAGAACAAGGGGCUGCAGGCCCAGCUCACCGAGAUGAAGAGGAAACGGGCUGAGCUCGACUGCAAGAGUAAAGAGGAGGUGAUGGCGGUGCGCUUGCGGGAGGCUGACAGCAUGGCUGCCAUGGCUGAGCUCAGACAGAAGAUAGCUGAGCUGGAGAUACAGAAGGAGGAGGGUCUGAUCCAGGGUCAGCUGAACCACUCUGACUCCAGCCAGUAUAUCACCCAGCUUCGAGACCAGAUCGGAGAGCUCAAGAACGAGAUCAGGCAGCUCCGCGGGCAGCGCUCCAAGUUCGCCCCUAGUUCCCGGGACGGGGGUGGGGGCUACCCGGACCUGUGUCUAGCUAGCCCCUCGUCGGCCGGAGGCGACUACCUGAGCUCGGAUGAGGAUCUGCUCCCCAGCCCCAUCCCCCCAGACGCCAUGUACCCCGCCCUGCCCCACCCCCACCCCUCGGCUAGGCUGGACAGCGAGGGCAGCACCGACAGUGAAGCUGAGGCCCACCCGGACCACCCCCACCACGGCCCCUCGCAGCAGCUCUACACUAGCAUGGUGUGUGCUGAGGUCCUGGACAACUGAGCCAUGGAGGUCCCUGGAACUCCCUGGUGCUGACCUAGACUACUGAAGAUACAGUAGAGAUACUGUACUCACCCCAAAUGUACUGUACUACUGUUCUCAUCCUAAACUACUGUAACCUGUAACAGACAUACUCCCCUCCUUUGUGCUGGUGCCAUGGUCUCUCCUCUCUUUGUAAUUCUCUUCUCUCCAUCUCCCCCUUUUACCUCUCUCUUCACUCCUCUCUCUCCUUCACUCUGAUCGCUCUCUUUAUCUCACUCGCUCUCCCUCAAUCUCUUUCUCCUCUACAUUCUCACCGGCAGACCAUGUAUUCCCUAUGGGGGUAUAGUCAAUUCCCCUCUCCUGUCCUGUCCUUGCCAUUAGUUUCCACACUGCACUCCGGACCCGAGUGGAAAAACAUGUUACUUCAGUACGCUCGCUCACUGUGCAGCAAGCAUAUCCUAUCCACACAGAAAGACAAGAAAAUAAAAGGGACUGAAAAUUGACACAAAAAAAGCUUUCAACUUUCAAUACUCCAACCAUACAGCAGUGACUAUGAGAUGCAUAGGACAUCGCUUUGAUGAAAUGAUUCCCCUCAAAUUGGAAGGACUUCAAUAUGGACUUGGGAUCGGUGAAAGAGGAGAUGGAUGUCUUAUUGGGCUUGACCCUGCUCGUACUGUACUGUCCCAUGAGAGAUGUGAAACAUACUGUCUCCCUCCAUCUCUUUCCUCCUCCUUUUCUCCCAGAAAAGUUGAUCACCCUCUCGAUCUCUCCUAUUCUCUCUCUCUCUCUUUCUGUCAUUCCAUCAUUCCAGGAAGACCCAUUAGCCACCUACACUGCCUGUUAAAAUAGAAACAACCCUCCACUGUAACCUCACAAUACACACUCUUCAAAGAAAUGGGAGGGAAUGAUGGAAGGAUAGAGGUAGGAGAAGUAAGGUAUGGACUUGUACACAUCAAUAUCAUAGGGAUGUUACUAGAUGACAUCCCAUGCAUAGAUGAAUAUUAUCAAUUUACCUUACUGAAAUAUGUAUGUUGUGUCUCAAUGCCUUGCAAAUGAAACAAGGCAAGCGAAUUACGAUGGGUAAUGUAAAAGAAAAUCUCCACGUUGCCAAAUCGUUGGUUUUCUUUCUGCUAUUAUUUAUGUUAUUAUUUAUUUUAAUUUUUUUUUAUAUAUCUAUAUAAAUAUAUAGAUACCGACGGCGGCCAAACUUGAUAUAUACGUUGAGUUCCAUCGGUCCUUUGUGCCAACUUGAAUCCUAACGCUGAGGUGUCAACGGACGGGGUAAUUAACGAUGCAUGUAAGAGACAGAACGAACACGCUGCUAUGAUUUUCCUUUUUUCUCCCAGUCUUUCUCCCAGGAAUCAGUUGCGAGUGCAAAAACUACCGUGAAUAAAUUGUUGAAUGGUUAUGGCUAUACUUUAUAAUGAUGUCUCUACCUAUGGCUUAUGAAAUACCCACAUAUAUAGAACUCCUUUAUAAAGGCAUUUUUAAACCCUUAAGGCAUUUUUAAACCCUAAGAGCAUAUAUUAACCCACAAGUGUUUGUAAAAGGACAACAAUGGCUCAGUCAAUCAUUCAUUUUGUCUAAUGGUGAGGCUAGAGUUUGACUAGUUUGGGACUGAUUGGCAUGUGUCCGUCAAAAGGCUGGGUGAGUGACGUGAAGGGGUUAAUUUGAAGUUGUAAAAAAAAAAGAGAAAGCUAUUUGUUGUUAUUGACCGAUCAGAGGCAAUAAAAAAAAUAAGAUAAGUGUACGGAUCAGAUCAUCAUAAAUACAC
Messenger RNA from Coregonus clupeaformis (lake whitefish), 2957 nucleotides. Its product is annotated as EVI5-like protein. The transcript has 5 exons. The record is from RefSeq and is a predicted model, not a curated record. The coding region runs from base 389 to 1204 and encodes 271 amino acids. NCBI's taxonomy places the organism in Eukaryota, Metazoa, Chordata, Actinopteri, Salmoniformes, Salmonidae.